AGUCAUGAAUAAGACUACAUCAAGAUAUUAUCACUACUUCUCCUGUCCUCCUGCCCUGAUGGAUCCACUUUUCCGGAAGACAGACUAUUAAGGGUCAGUGCUGCAUGGGAGUAUGACAAAGGAAGUACAUGGGCAACAGGACCAUAUCCUAUCCUCCUUCAUUUGCUCUCUCUAGUGGGACAUGGUGGCUAUGAGUGAGGCUCUGAUUCAUGCAAGGAUCACUCUCCUUCAGGUAUGGUUGAGGAUGCUGCUCUUUUCUUCUGUAUGGCCCCUGACUUGGUGUGCUGAAUACAAAGGCCCUCCAGAGACAGUGAUACCCUUGAGGGUAACUGUCUCUAGUAAAGAGACGAGUCUUGCAGGCUGGAUGUCCUAUAGCCUGCACUUUGGAGGCCAGAGACACAUUAUCUCCAUGAAAUCCAAGAAUUUUUUGGAGUCCAGACAGCUCCCUGUGUUCACAUACAAUGACCAAGGUGUCCUCUUUGAGGACAGACCUUUUGUCCAAAAUGACUGUUAUUAUCUUGGUUUUGUGGAUGGAGAUCCAGAAUCCAUGGCUGCUCUUACCACCUGUUUUGGGGGCUUUCAAGGGAUAUUACGGAUAAAUGACACAGCUUAUGAAAUUAAGCCCAAGAAGAGCUCCUCUUCCACAUUUGAACAUCUGCUUUACAAGAUAGACAGUGAGAAAACUCAGUUACGCCCCAUGAGAUGUGGAUUAACAGAUGAAGAAAUAGCAGAGCAAGUGAGGCUUCAAGAAGAUAGCAAGUCCACUCUAAUGCAAAGCACCUAUGGGUCAUGGUGGUCUCAUGGAUUGUAUAUUAAACUGGCAUUGGUUAUAGACCAUGAACAAUACCUUUAUCGAAAAAGAAAUACUUCUCUUGUGGUAAAAGAUGUAUUUAACAUUAUGAAUGGAAUAAAUCUCUCCUUACGUUCAGUGGAUAUUAACGUGGUUUUACUAGGACUUACUAUCUGGACUAACGAAAAUCCCAUACCAGUGCAAGAUAUAUAUGCUCUUUUGCCAGCAUUUUGUACCUGGAAGAGAACAAACCUUAAUUCUCAGAUACCAUAUGAUAUUGCACAUCUCUUUGUGAAUUAUACUUUUAGUAACUAUUUUGGCAUAGCCUACGUAGGAACUGUAUGUAAUAAGACAUUUGGUUGUGGAGUUGAUAGUCUCGUUGAAGAUGAUUUCCUUAGCAUUGGACAUAUUGUGGCACAUGAGAUAGGUCACAAUUUGGGCAUGCCACAUGAUGGGAUACUUUGUACUUGUGGAGAAGAAUCAUGUUUGAUGUCUGCUAAAAUGGAGAGUUCCGAAAAACUCAGCAACUGUAGUUAUGAAGUCUUGUGGGCACACAUGAUCAAAAAAAGCUGCAUACAGAGAGAGCCCAGCCUUUCAGAUCACUUCCAAAUGAAGGUCUGUGGGAAUGGUAUAGUUGAAGACGGAGAGCAGUGUGACUGUGGAACCCCUGAAAGCUGUAAACGUAAUCGCUGUUGUAUGCCUAGCUGUAUUCUGAGGUCUAGAGCUAAAUGUGAUACUGGACUAUGUUGUAACAGAUGCCAAAUCCAGCCAUCUGGCACUCUGUGUAGAGCUCAGGAGAAUGAAUGUGACCUUCCAGAAUGGUGCAAUGGAACCUCACAUGAGUGCCCUGAAGAUUUGUUUGUACAGGAUGGGACCUCUUGCCCUGGUAACGGCUACUGCUAUGAAAAAAGAUGUAACAGCCACGAUUACCACUGUCAGAGAGUUUUUGGCCAGCUUGCCAGGAAAGCAUCCGACAGUUGUUACAAGGAACUCAAUACUCGUGGUGAUCGUUUUGGUAACUGUGGACUCACAGACAAUGAGUAUGUGAGAUGUGAGACCUCAGACAUCCUCUGUGGGAGGAUUCAAUGUGACAAAGUGAGAACACUUCCUACCCUGCGGAGCCAUUAUACUGUUCACUGGACUCAUUUCAAUAAUGUCUCCUGCUGGAGUACUGACUACCAUUUGGGGAUGAAAAUUGCUGACCUUGGUGACAUAAAAGAUGGCACAAACUGUGGUCCACAGCAUGUGUGCAUUGCCAGAAAGUGUGUUAAUAAGCCAAGUUGGGCAAGUGAUUGUUCACCAGAGACCUGCAACAUGAAAGGAGUCUGCAAUAAUAAACAGCACUGCCAUUGUAAUGUUGGCUGGAGUCCACCAAACUGCCAGGAAACUGGCACCGGAGGAAGUAUUGACAGUGGUUCUCCUGGAACCCGAGUCAAGGAAGAUGGGAACAGGAAGGAGACCUCAAAAAAAUCUAACAUCAUAAUUUGGUUAUUACCUAUUAUUUGUGUGGUUGUAGCUUUAUUUGCAUUGUUUUGCUUGUCUGGGGCCACUAAACGAUCACAUGAAGAAGCAGCAACUCAACCACCACAUGAAGAGGCUAAACCCCCAGAUGAGACAGUUAAACUACCAGAUAAAGCAGCUAACCCCCCAGAUGAAGAACAAAAGAUUAAACCACCAGAUGAGGAAAAAGAGACUAAAUCAUAAGACAAGAAAGAAGAGGCUAAACCAUCCAAUGAAAAAGGAGGCUAAGCCCAUCAUAUCUUCACUUCUUCAACGUCAACCAACACAGAAUAGAAAAAUCUAAUGAGUUGUCAAAAUAAUCUUUAAGAUUUUAAUGAAAUUUACCACAUAGCAUCCUGGUGUGAGAGGUCCUAAUGUAUAUUAUAAACCACUGAUAGAAGAUACCAGCAAUCUAUAAUAGGUCAGGAUAACACACAUUUAUCAUUCAAUAAAGAUGAGAACUACCAUA
Mus pahari (shrew mouse) is the source of this 2759-nucleotide messenger RNA. Its product is annotated as disintegrin and metalloproteinase domain-containing protein 24. The transcript is spliced from 2 exons. The coding region runs from base 182 to 2494 and encodes 770 amino acids. Gene Ontology annotation, biological process: proteolysis; male gonad development. The record is from RefSeq and is a predicted model, not a curated record. Gene Ontology annotation, cellular component: sperm head plasma membrane; external side of plasma membrane; plasma membrane. NCBI's taxonomy places the organism in Eukaryota, Metazoa, Chordata, Mammalia, Rodentia, Muridae. Gene Ontology annotation, molecular function: metalloendopeptidase activity.